Messenger RNA from Coffea arabica (coffee), 950 nucleotides. Its product is annotated as brassinosteroid-responsive RING protein 1-like. Lineage: Eukaryota; Viridiplantae; Streptophyta; Magnoliopsida; Gentianales; Rubiaceae. The record is from RefSeq and is a predicted model, not a curated record. Gene Ontology annotation, molecular function: zinc ion binding; ubiquitin protein ligase activity. Gene Ontology annotation, biological process: protein ubiquitination.
AUAAAACGACCCAACAACUUCCUUCUCCUUCCCCCGGCCUUCAUCUUUCCUUUCAUCCAUGAAGAAGUAGCAAUACGAAAGAAAUACCCAUCAUCUCUUCCUCUUCAGAAAAAACACACACUACACACCCACGCACACACAGCAACUCUUGAACACACCAUACCGCACCAAUGGGUUUCCCAGUAGGUUGCACAGACGUAUUCUUCCCCAAACUUCUGAUCCACAUUCUCACGAUUCUGGGCUUAAUGCGAAAAUUCAUCUACGUCCUUCUUUCAAUUCUGGGUCUCGGAGAUUUUCUGGAACCCGAAAUGCCGCUCCAGACCUGGCCCGAAUCCGGAGGCGAGCCGAGGUCCAUAUCCGCUUCCUUAAUCCGGGAGUUAUUACCUGUGGUGAAGUUCUCAGAGAUAAGCGACUUGGCUGCUCCGGAGUGCUGCGCUGUUUGUUUGUACGAGUUCGAAGAUGACGAUGAGAUCCGACGGCUGACGAACUGUCGGCACAUAUUUCAUAGGAGCUGUCUGGACCGUUGGAUGGACCACGAUCAGAAGACGUGUCCGCUCUGCCGGACGGCUUUUAUCCCGGAAGAUAUGCAGGACGCUUUCAACGAAAGGCUUUGGUUGGCUUCCGGGAUUUCCGAUUUCUACGGCGAGUACUCGCCGAUGACUUUAUAGGACUCAGGUUUUUAGCAGUAGUACUACUUUAUAGUGCUUUAGCGAACCUUUUUUUUUUUUUUUUUUUUAAAUCCUUUUUCUGCCUUUCUGGUUUUAACCCUGGCGGGUUUGGUAGGAGAGGUUCUCAAAUGUACAGGAGUGAAAAACAAAACAAAAAAAAAAAACUUAUAUAUUUACGAGGGGGGAAAAAAGGAUAUACGUUGAUAAAUAUGUUUUGUAUAGUCUUCUCUCCAAAAAGAGUUUGAUAAUGAGACAAUAAUAAAUAUAUAUGUUUUCCGAGAG